GCGAGAAGCGGCCGAUGUUUUAGGAAGGAACGAGCCGUCGAAGUGGGAGGCAAGAUAUAAAGACUUGGUAACUGCGAAUGAUCAGCAUAGAAGUGAGUACAGUCAUGUGGCAGUAUCGGACGAUCGGCCUUUUGGCCUUACUGCUUGCAGCAUGUGUCCAAGCGCGAGAAAUCGAAUUAUUGCGAUCGAAGCGUGGAGGUGAGGGAGCAUCCUCUUUUAGCAGCGCUAGCAGUUCAGCCAGUGCCAGCUCUUAUGGCGGUGGUAGCAGCUUUUCUAAAUCUGAUGCUAAAGCUAUCGGUAGUGCUUCGGCAAACUCCGGUGGAUAUGGAGGUUUCGGAGGUGGAGGCGGCGACCUAGGAGGCGGUGGCGGUCAUGGUGGUUUUGGAGGAGGUGGUGCUGGCGGUCAAGGUGGUUAUGGUGGCGGCGGUCACGGAAGCGGUGGUUUUGGAGGCGGUAGCGGUGGAUACGGUGGUCACGGAGGUGGCCUAGGUGGAGGCAGUGGUGGCGGUCACGGAGGUGGCCUAGGUGGAGGCAGUGGUGGCGGUCACGGAGGUGGCCUAGGAGGCAGUGGUGGUGGUGGUCACGGUGGCUUUGGAGGCAGUGGAGGCGGCGGCGGCGGUCAUGGUGGUUAUGGAGGCGGUAGCGGCGGUGCUGAUAGCGGUGGAUACGGAGGCGGUCAUGGAGGUGGUCACGGAGGUGGUCUAGGUGGUGGCGGUGGACACGGAGGUGGACUCGGAGGUGCCGGAGCUGGUGGAUACGGAGAUGGUGGUGCCGGUAGCGGUGGAUACGGCGGCCACGGGGGUGGCGGAGGUGGAUACGGAGGCGGCGGACACGGAAGUGCCGGUGCCGGUAGCGGUGGAUAUGGAGGUGCUGGAGGACAUGGUGGUGGCGGUGGAGGAUACGGCGGCGGCGAUAGCGGUGGAUACGGACAUGGAGGCAGCGGAGGCUAUGGAGGUGGCGGCACUGACGGUGGAAGUAGUGUUGGUAAAAUAAGUGGUAUUUAUGGUGGAGGUGGCGGUGGAUCUGGCGCCGGAGGAUAUGGAGGAGCUAGUUCCGGCAGUUACGGCGGAAGUGGGGCAGGUAGUCACGGUGGCGGUGGCCCUGGAGGAUAUGGUGGUGCCGGACCUAGUGGUGGUGGUUACGGCGGAGGUGGCCAUGGUGCGGAAGGUGGUCAAGGUGCGGGAGGUGGUCAUGGUAUCGGAGGUGCUGGAGGUUAUGGUGAUGGUGGCGGUUACGGAGGUGCUGGCGGUCUUGGUGGUGGUGGCGGUCACGGAGGUGCUGGUGGUCUUGGUGGUGGUGGCGGUCACGGAGGUGGACCUGGUGGAGGACUAGGCGGUGGACACGGAGGAGGUUUAGGACAUGGAGGUGGUUUGGGUGGUGGAGGAGGUUUAGGCGGUGGCCAUGGCGGUGGCCAUGGCGGAGCAGGAGGCUUAGGAGGCGGCCAUGGCGGAGCAGGAGGGUUGGGCGGUGGUUUAGGUGGCGGUCAUGGAGGCGGUGGCGGUGGAUGUAUUACUGGGGGAUGCGGAGGUGGUAGCGGUGGGGCCAAUGCUAAUGCUCAUGCUAGCGCCAGUGCGAAUGCGAAUGCCGGUGCCGGAGGUGGUUACGGAGGUCACGGAGGUCACGGAGGCCUUGGUGGUCAUGGCCCAGAUUUAUUCUCUCGUAUUGGCGAAGACGACGUGGGUCAAAGUGGUAGCGUCGAUGGUGCUAAGGGUGUCUACAGUAGUAGCGCGGCGAACAUAGACAGUAGCGGUAAAGGCACUUACUCCGUAAAAGCAGGCAAAAUCACGUAAAAUCGCGCUUAUGCUAGUGCAGAAUCGGCGAAUACUCGAAUUUUCAAGAUUGGAUGUCGCUUAAAAAUACUCUCGGACGAUCGGAGAGCGCAGCUGUGAUCGGUUAAAAUUGUAUAUCUCGACGCGAACAUAGUACAACGCAACAAGGUCUAUACCUUAUUUAUUUUGUAAUGAUCCGAAAUAAUGUGACGUCUGAAAUAAAUCUAUUGUAUAUAA
This is a messenger RNA of Odontomachus brunneus, 2006 nucleotides long. RefSeq names its product glycine-rich cell wall structural protein-like. The coding region runs from base 78 to 1790 and encodes 570 amino acids. The record is from RefSeq and is a predicted model, not a curated record. NCBI's taxonomy places the organism in Eukaryota, Metazoa, Arthropoda, Insecta, Hymenoptera, Formicidae. The transcript is spliced from 7 exons.